Pichia membranifaciens NRRL Y-2026 is the source of this 1660-nucleotide messenger RNA. RefSeq lists its product as hypothetical. Gene Ontology annotation, biological process: Golgi organization; endoplasmic reticulum to Golgi vesicle-mediated transport; endoplasmic reticulum organization. Gene Ontology annotation, cellular component: Golgi membrane; endoplasmic reticulum-Golgi intermediate compartment; COPII-coated ER to Golgi transport vesicle. The transcript has a single exon. The coding region runs from base 72 to 1523 and encodes 483 amino acids. NCBI's taxonomy places the organism in Eukaryota, Fungi, Ascomycota, Pichiomycetes, Pichiales, Pichiaceae. Gene Ontology annotation, molecular function: D-mannose binding. The record is from RefSeq and is a predicted model, not a curated record.
CGGAGGAUUACUCUGCCGGAAGACCACGGAGGGGGAAAGAAACGACACACACAGACAAGAGGAAGCAAGGAAUGGCAAUGGUUGGGAGUAUUUCGGUUCUGAGUCUGUCUUUGGUGCUGCUUAUCCAGUUUUUCACGGCAUCAAGUGCUGCAGUGGGUGAACUUGCUGAGUUUUCUCUCCCGAAUUUGGUGUCUAUAUCGUCGAUCGAAGAGCUAUCGAGCCGGUGGAUAAGGUCGGGGGAUACCGAGUACGACGAAGGUCGUAUAGUGCUCACUCCGAAGCCAAAGCACAUUGUUUCGAAGGACGAAACAGGGGUGCAGCUAGGGUCGAUCUGGUCGGCGCAUUCUCCGGCGUCACAGUUGGAUGCGUUCACAAUCGAGUUGACGAUCCGCUCGCUGGGCAGCUUCGGGUUGACGAAUGCAGGACUGUCCCUAUUUCUUGUUGAUAAAGGCUCUGCCAGUCUGGGACAGUCGAACUUCGGCGGGCCGGUCGUCUACAAGGGUCUUCAGUUGCUAGUCAACAUGGACGAAAAGCUCGGCCCGGUAUUGAGGGUCUACUUGAAUGAUGGCAAGAGCAUCAAUCUUGCCACGGACUACCUUGGGGCAUACAGAUACGAGUUCCAGGGCUCCCAUGUUCCGUUGACGAUGAAGGUGGCGUAUGAAAACAAGUUUUUGAAGGUUACGUGCGAUAACAAGCUGCUAUUUCAAACAGAUAAGGUGAACCUCUCCAGUUUGUUGAGUGGCGAUCUCAAGCUAGGAAUCGCCGCGUCGUCGCCGAAGAACUUGAAGUUUCACGAACAGUUUGAGAUUCUGAAGCUCACCAGUUACGAUUCGGCAACUGCAGAUAUGAAGGACGACAACGACGAGACCUUGGUGGCCAAGCACGCAGACUCAUUGGACAGCAGAGAUGGAACUGGCGCAGCCAAGUUCCUCCAACAACAGCAAAAACUGAGGGAAAAACUGGCUACAUCCAAGUCUGGAGUUGACCCCGGAUCCUCUUUUUCAUCUCCUUCCUCCGAAUCGUCCUCCACAAAUGAAGAGCUUGAGUAUGUCAAAACGAGGCUUGAGUCUAUCAUAAAUUUGGUUCAGAAAAACGGACAGGCAAGGUUGCUGGAGGAGUUUUCUCAGCUUUCUAACACCAUAGAAAAAAUGUCACAAAGCCUCGCUUUACUGCAAGAUCAAUUCGGGACCUUAAACAACAAAUACAACGAGCUUUCCAACAUGUUUAAGAAGCAGUCCGAUCUGCUCGACAACUACGACACAACCCUGCGCUCGUUUGACAAGGUCAUGCAGAACCAGCUUAAGAGCUCAGAUAGCUUGGACAGCAAACUGUCCACGUUGUCCUCCUACUAUUCGAGUUCCAUGAGAGAUAACUCGACUCCGGAUUAUAGUGGCGCAGACUCUAUCAGCAAGCUCAAAUCGCUAAUCUACAUGAUUUUUUUGCCCUUGUUAGCAUUGGUUGCUCUCGUUGCGUUAUGGAUUCACAGACUCAGAAACGAUAUCAAACAUUCGAAAGUUUUAUAGACAAUAAAUGAAAAUAACGAUCACAGCUUAUUUUUGUACUGGAAAGUAUAAUUAUAGUAAUACAUAUAGAAAUUAGUAAACUGGCUAGACUUACAAAAACGAAGGCUUGCAGCUUCUGAUGUUGGAAAACCCCAAAG